Marmota monax (woodchuck) is the source of this 3567-nucleotide messenger RNA. It is a transcript of the gene Agpat5, whose product is annotated as 1-acylglycerol-3-phosphate O-acyltransferase 5. Gene Ontology annotation, molecular function: acyltransferase activity. Gene Ontology annotation, cellular component: mitochondrion; endomembrane system. The coding region runs from base 91 to 1266 and encodes 391 amino acids. The transcript is spliced from 9 exons. NCBI's taxonomy places the organism in Eukaryota, Metazoa, Chordata, Mammalia, Rodentia, Sciuridae. The record is from RefSeq and is a predicted model, not a curated record.
CCGCGCCGUGAUUGGCCGCGCGCCGGCCGCGGCUGAGGCCCGGCGCCGGGCGGGGAGGACAGGCGGAGCCCCGGCCGCCGAGCCGGGAAGAUGCUGCUGUCCCUGGUGCUCCACAUGUACUCCAUGCGCUACCUGCUGCCGAGCGUCGUGCUCCUGGGCUCUGCGCCCACCUACGUGCUGGCCUGGGGGGUCUGGCGGCUGCUGUCCGCCCUCCUGCCAGCCCGCAUCUACCAGGCGGUGGACGACCGGCUGUACUGGGUCUACCAGAGCACGGUGCUCUUCUUCUUCGAGAACUACACCGGGGUGCAGAUAUUGCUAUAUGGAGAUUUGCCAAAAAAUAAAGAAAAUAUAAUAUAUUUAGCAAAUCAUCAAAGCACAGUUGACUGGGUUGUUGCUGAUAUUCUGGCCAUCCGGCAGAAUGCUCUCGGACACGUGCGCUACGUGCUGAAGGAUAGGCUCAAGUGGCUUCCAUUAUAUGGGUGUUACUUUUCUCAGCAUGGAGGGAUCUAUGUGAAGCGAAGUGCCAAAUUUAACGAAAGAGACAUGAGGAGGAAGCUGCGGAGUUACGUGGACGCGGGGACCCCAAUGUAUCUUGUGAUUUUUCCAGAGGGAACAAGGUAUAAUCCAGGACAGACAAAGCUCCUUUCGGCUAGCCAGACAUUUGCUGUUCAACAAGGUAUAUAUCCAAAGGACUUAAAAUCAGCAUACUACAGUGACACAGCCACAUCAAUGUUUAUAGCAGCUCAAUUCACAAUAGGCCUUCCAGUAUUAAAGUAUGUGCUGACACCAAGAAUAAAGGCAACUUAUGUUGCUUUUGAUUCUAUGAAGAACUACUUAGAUGCGAUUUAUGAUGUUACAGUGGUUUACCAAGGGAAAGACAAUAAAGGAGAGCGAGAAGAGUCACCGUCCAUGACGGAAUUUCUCUGCAAAGAAUGUCCAACAAUUCAUAUUCACAUAGCUCGUAUAGACAAGAAAGAUGUCCCAGAAGAACAAGAGUAUAUGAGAAGAUGGCUUCAUGAGCGUUUUGAGAUAAAAGAUAAGUUGCUCAUAGAAUUCUUUGAUUCACCGGAUCCAGAAAGAAGAAACAAAUUUCCUGGGAAAUGUGUUCAUUCCAAACUAAGUCUCAAGAAGACCUUGCCAUCACUGUUGAUCCUCAGUGGACUGACUGCUGGCAUGCUGACCACGGAGGCGGGAAGGAAACUGUAUGUGAACACGUGGCUCUACGGGACCCUGCUGGGCUGCCUGUGGGUCACCAUCAGAGCAUGAGCAGGGGGCACCCCAGCCACAAAUGUGCUGCCUUGCCUCUCGCCGUUGUGGCUGCCUAGUACGUCAACUUGUUUCCUGAGUUUAGUAAGAAGUGUAAAUAAAGCCUUGUUGAUUGAACAUUGGAUAAGAUAGAGUUUGUGACUAAAGCCGAUAAGCAGAUGAUCUUGGGCAAACAUAAGGUGGUUUUUCAACGUUAUUGCAGGAGCUGCUGGAAAGGUAAAAGCCAAGUGGAGCUUAUGCUAUUCUUUACACCUCCCACGAGCUAACGUCAGCUUCCGAAGAUUAUUAGCAUUGUAUAAUUUGAUGUCGUUUUGUAAUUUAGAGGGCUGUAUUUUUUAACAUUAAUUUGCAGCAUAUUUCACUCUAUUUGUUAUUUUCAGUUUUUUUUUACAACCUGACAACUCCAAACUCAUCACUGUUUAGUAUCUUGAAGCUAGCAAUAUUUGGCUUUUUCUUACUUUGUGCAAGCCCAUGAAAGAAACUGAAUUUAAGUAUGAAUACGUUCAAGGAAAAGGGCAAGAAAUGUUCAUGGGGAAAGAAAUUCUGUUCAGUGUUUUUUUUUUGUAUUGCGAUAUUAGCUGAUUUUACUUUGUAUUUGAAAAAUAAUUAACAUUUCUAAUAUUUAUUCAAAACACUUAAUUUGCAUACCCUAUACUCUGCACAAGAGAAUAGUGUAUCAAAUGUCAGAAUGAACUUUAAGUUAAAUUUGCAACUGAUUCAUUACAACAGAACUUGAAUUUGCCCAGCUUUUGAAGAUUUAAGCUACGCUAUUAGUACUUCCCAACAUCUGUGCCAUAAGUGCUUGAAAACAAAAUUGUUUCCUGUUAUUUUUUAUAUCAGAGUAAUUACUGUGAACCUUUGUCUGGAUCUGGAGUCCCCAGGUCUUUGAGGUGGUCGGAGCCCACAAACAUCACGACUCCAUUGCUAGCAUGUGCCUUUGGCCUCUUUUCUCUUUGAUCUAGCCAACUGUUUGAUUCAGAAACCAUCUUUCUGCUAUCAUGGUAGCUGCACUGGGCCCUUCCUUCCUCCCGGACCCCUUCCUCCAGUGGUGCUGCUCCUAGCUUGCACAGUAGACCAGCAGUGAAGAGUGGCCGGCCAGCGGGCCUGGCUUGGAGUGGAACUCACCAGGCACUCCGAGCAAGCUUCCCAGACUUCUGCAGAGGCAUCUCGCACUUGUUCAGUGUCAAGAAAUUCACCUUCCUCACAUCAUUCAUCAGGACUGAGUAGAUUUGGUUCUUUCCAUUGGUUUAAAUGGAGCUACAAAGUGAGAAUAAGAGCUACUACGUUCCAGGAACCAAAUCACAGCUUUCAGUCAUGGAAGAAGACCUUUUUAAAGGUCUGUUUUUAUGCUCUGUUUUUAUGUUAUAAUUUAAAUACAACUGCUUUCUGGUGUUUUAAGAUAACAAUUCUGCUUUCUGUUGGUCAGUUUUUGUUGCAAAAUCAUUUUGUGACCCAGAUGAAACACACCAAUUGAAUUAUAAAAAGCAAAAUGGAGGGAAAAAAAUCGAGGGAAAUUUUCUCUGACUAUCUUCCGUUACUUUUCCAAAACCAGAGAAUAAGCCAUUUCAAACAAUACCUUUGAAGAGUAGUGUGGUGUGAAUCAGUCUCUGUCCGUUAGUAUGUGUAUGUGUACAACAUUCAUAUACCUAUCUUCCCGCAGAAUACGGUCAGCCUGACUAUGAGUGGAGGCUUGGAUCAGACUCAUGAAAAGUGUCCUCAUGCUGAAUUGCCGUUUUCUUUUACAUGUAAAGUGAAAUUUAGAUCAAUUCCAUGUCUCUGUUAAAUACUUUUUUUUUUAAGUCCUAAUUUUAGAGCUUGUUUCUGACAAAUCAAAAUGAAUUUAAGUUGUGGAACUUGGAAUAUCAUGGAUAUGCUUCUAUUUAAAUUUUAAGAGAAAAUAUUAUUGGAAUUAUGUGGAUUACAAAUGAUUUUAACAAGAAAGGUGACCUUCAUGAGGUCACUUUUGAAUAAGGUGUUUCUUAGGACUGUAUUUAACUUUCUUAUCACAAAAGGUCAAUAAAACAUGGGAGUUGGAAACAUUUUUGUAUCAAAACAUUUGAGAAGUCAGAAACUUAACACAUGUUGAUGUUGACUUGAAUUAACUGUUUUCUAAAAUUAAAAGCUAUAUGCCUACCUGUAAAUCGUUUCACAUUAUCAUUUUAAGCUUUCGUUGUAUUAUUGUUGAUUUACAGCUUACUUAUGACUUGGUUUUUCUUUAUAAGAAUUUCAUCAUUGUGCAUGCUUUUAUGUUUUUCAGCAAAGGGUGUGUUUGGAUGAAAGUAAAAAAUAAAAUAAAACCUU